Lactuca virosa is the source of this 498-nucleotide messenger RNA. NCBI's taxonomy places the organism in Eukaryota, Viridiplantae, Streptophyta, Magnoliopsida, Asterales, Asteraceae. The record is from the annotation of a GenBank genome assembly.
AUGAAUUUCGCGGAGUUCAUCUCAUAUGUAAAGAAGCUGGUAAAGGAUGGAAGAAUCAUUGUCCACUAUUGUCUUCCACAACAUUCACUGAGAGAUUUGAGAGCCUUUGAAGAUGAAAAUGAUUACGUAUGUUUUCUUGAUGCUGGAUAUGAGAAUGGGGGAAUGAUUAAUUUGUACAUUGAUCACUCUCAUGAAGCAGUUAUGGAGUGGAUUGAAGAAGCGAUAGUUGAAGAUGGAUUGUCAGACGAUUAUACGGAUGAUGAUGAUGAUGAUGAUGAUGAUGAUGAUGUAGACUCUGAACUUUCAGAUAAUGAGUUUGUGGAGCAUGAACCUGAUGAUGAAGUGAUACAAAUACAACCAUCUGAUGAUCCUUUCGUUAGACGAAAUUUUUUCAGGCCACCAAGAGUUGUAGAUGAUAAGAAAGAUGUGAAGUCAGAUCUUCCUAAGUAUCAUGUUCAUGAUCCUAACCAUAAAUGGAUACAUUGGCACCAAUCUUAG